AGAAGGGAGUCUUUUUCUCUUUCCUUUUCCAACACACAGCAACAGCAGCAGUCCUAAACAGUUUUUUUUUCUUUUCCCAGCAUUAAGGCUACAUGAAAACAGACGCUUGGAAAUGACUAGCAGUGCUACGGAUUUCAAGUCUUCUUGUGGUAAAGUGUUACGGUUUCUUCGAAGUCUGAGUCGUAAGAAACCACUGGUGCCAGAAGGUGAGGAGUCCAGUUUCUGCCGAUGCCUGACCACCCUGGACCUGGUGGGCCUGGGUGUCGGCAGCACACUUGGAGCUGGGGUUUACGUUCUCUCAGGAGAGGUGGCAAGGGAAGUUGCUGGUCCCAGUAUCAUCAUCUCCUUCCUGGUAGCGGCAGUGGCUUCAGUCUUUGCAGGGUUGUGCUACGCUGAGUUUGGAGCUCGUGUCCCUAAGACAGGCUCGGCCUACCUUUAUAGCUACGUGGCUGUAGGAGAAGUUUGGGCAUUUGUGACUGGCUGGAAUCUGCUGCUGUCCUAUGUCAUUGGAACAUCUAGUGUAGCGAAAGCCUGGACCGGGACUUUUGAUGACCUGAUACAUAAUGUUAUUGCUGAAACUCUGAGAAAACAUUCACCAAUGGACUCACCUGGCUUGGCUCCAUACCCAGACUUCUUUGCUGCUGGGCUAAUUAUGUUGCUAGCUGUGAUACUUGCAUUUGGUAUGAAAGAGUCUGCUAUCGUGAAUACUGUUUUUACUGCGGUCAAUGUGGCUGUGCUAGUUUUUAUCAUCAUCUCUGGCUUUAUAAAAGGAGACAUCAACAACUGGCGAAUCAGUGAGGAAACUAUUCUCAAUGGAACUCACCAAGUGGAGAACCUUACAGUGGCCUACAAUGAAACGAGUGACUUCGGCAUUGGCGGGUUCUUUCCCUAUGGUUUUGAUGGAACUUUGGCAGGAGCAGCAACAUGUUUUUAUGCUUUUGUUGGAUUUGACUGCAUUGCUACAACUGGUGAGGAGGUGAAGAACCCACAGAAAGCUAUUCCUCUUGGGAUUGUGGUGUCCCUGCUUAUCUGCUUCUUGGCCUAUUUUGGUGUGUCAGCUGCCCUAACACUUAUGAUGCCCUACUAUCUGCUCGAUACCCACAGUCCACUACCUGUGGCCUUUGAGUACAUUGGCUGGGAACCAGCUAAGUAUGCUGUGGCUGUAGGAUCCCUCUGUGCACUUUCAACAAGUCUUCUUGGAGUGAUGUUUCCAAUGCCAAGGGUGAUCUUUGCCAUGGCCAGAGAUGGGCUCCUCUUCAAGAGACUCAGCUACAUGAGCUCCAGGCAAAGUCCUGUCUUAGCCACACUGUCCUCGGGAGCUGUGGCUGCUUUCAUGGUCCUAUUAUUUGACCUAAAGGCACUGGUAGACAUGAGUUCUAUUGGGACCAUCUUUGCAUACACCCUUGUUGCAGUGUGUAUUCUCAAAUUGAGGUACAUAGAUGAUGAUUUUGUCUACAGCCCAGAACCCUUCAUGAUAAUGGAACUUCUCAAGCCUCCAUCUCGGUCCACCCGCCGCACCGCUAAAAUUGUCAACACAGUCAUCAUCAUUAUAUUGUUCCUGGUGAUCAUUCUGAGUGUUCUGCUGUCCGAGGCAGUGCACUCCCUCCGCAGACGGGAGUUGUGGAGUGUGCUGCUCAUCGCUGUCCUCGUGCUGACGCUUGUCCUCGCCAUCAUUAUCAUCUGGAGACAGCCACAGAGCACGACUAAACCUGCUUUCAUGGUUCCUGGUGUUCCUGUAAUUCCAGUUUUAAGUAUUUUCAUCAAUACCUACCUGAUGGUUCAACUGGAUGGAGAAACUUGGAUUAGCUAUGCUGUUUGGAUGGCAAUUGGAAUGAUCAUAUAUUUUGCCUACGGGGUUCGUUACAGUGUUCAAAAACAGCGGCUCAGGGAGGCUCGCACAGGGAUGAAUGGUGCUAAUGUAAAUGUUCCCGAUUCUGCUGCUUGAUGCUCCGUAUUGAUUUAUAACCACUGUUUAAGAUGAUCAAGGAAUCACCUUGAGAUACUUUUUAGUAUUUUAUUCAGAAUCUAGCCAGAGUUUGACUGACCUGUUAUUAGUCUGAUGCCUCAAGUGAUGCAUAUUUUUUAUUCCUGAAAAUAUCUGUGGCUAUGCUACAAUAUAAAUAUUCAAUUUUUCAUUUUAUAAAUUGUGACUUAUAAGUCAUUCAAGGUUGUGCAAUCUUGGAUAUUAUUAUUUUGUCAGUAUCUGACAAUGACAAAACUUUAAAAAAAAUUGUUGUGGAAUAAAUUAAAUC
Molecule: messenger RNA, 2252 nt
Organism: Amphiprion ocellaris (clown anemonefish)
Lineage: Eukaryota; Metazoa; Chordata; Actinopteri; Pomacentridae
Product: cationic amino acid transporter 2-like
Exons: 12
Coding region: 113-1945 (610 amino acids)
Biological process (GO): amino acid transport; transmembrane transport
Cellular component (GO): plasma membrane
Molecular function (GO): amino acid transmembrane transporter activity
Source: RefSeq, a predicted model, not a curated record